AUGCUAAAGACAGAGGCUGAAAACGAUGUUAAACAGCAAGAUCAAGAGACUCAAAAUGAACAAGUUGGAGUCUGGCAUAACCCCAUUGAAUCACAUGAUAAUGGUAUGACGAUAGAGGAUUUGGUUGAGGGAAACACUAAUGCUGAAGUUGCAUCUCAGGGCAAUCAGGUUUGUGUGAGGUAUCAUGGUGAGUUGAUGAAUGGUGAUAUUGUUGACCCUACUGAUGGUGAAGAUGACACCUAUACAUUCAGGCUUGGUGCUGGUGAAGUCAUUCGUGGAUGGGAUAUUGGCAUUUUAGGUUACCGUCUUUACUCCUGA
Messenger RNA from Oryza brachyantha (malo sina), 318 nucleotides. Its product is annotated as peptidyl-prolyl cis-trans isomerase FKBP15-3-like. Lineage: Eukaryota; Viridiplantae; Streptophyta; Magnoliopsida; Poales; Poaceae. Gene Ontology annotation, molecular function: peptidyl-prolyl cis-trans isomerase activity. The coding region runs from base 1 to 318 and encodes 105 amino acids. The transcript has 3 exons. The record is from RefSeq and is a predicted model, not a curated record.